GCUCCGUUCUCCUCAUUGCACACGUUCUACUUUAACUUACGCCGCUGUGCUCUAUCCCCUCAUUUUCAUGACUUCUUCACUCCAACGAGUCUUUGACAGCGUCAAAGACCAGGCCAAAGACGCUCUCUAUGCUCUCUCCUCCUGCGUAUGUCAGCAAUCCGCAAAAGUGAAGAUCAACGGGCGGACUUUCAAGAUCAUAAGGGUCCUGGGAGAAGGUGGAUUCUCGUUUGUGUAUCUGGCCCAGGACGAACAUAGCGGGCGACAAUUCGCGCUCAAGAAGAUUCGCUGUCCAACGGGUCAGGAUGGCGUGAAGGAAGCCAUGCGAGAGGUCGAGGCCUAUCGCCGUUUCAAGCAUCCAAACAUCAUCCGAAUUCUGGACUCGGCUGUGGUUCAGGACCCUGACGGGGAGGGCAAGAUCGUGUACCUGUUCCUUCCACUCUAUAAGCGCGGGAAUAUCCAAGACUCUAUCAACACACACGUAGUCAAUGGUACACAUUUCCCUGAACAAGAGAUGAUGCGACUGUUCAAGGGAACGUGCGAAGCUGUACGGGCCAUGCACACCUACCGAGCGCCCGUCGGAGCUGCUGUUCCCAAUCCCAGCUCCAACUCGCGGGCACCACCUCCUCCCCAAUCACAACCUGAAAAUCACUCCGACGACGAGGAUGACGAACGAUUCCCGCAACCUGACGGUGACGAGGAUGGUGGAUAUUCAUACGACGGUGCCUCGGUGCCGUUGGUCACAAGGAGACGUGUCGAGCAGGGUGAUACUGUGUUUGAAGGCGACCAAGAGCUUGGUCCAGUGCAGUUGCAAGUGAAGAGUGGAGGUCCUACAGAGAUUGUCCCAUAUGCUCAUAGGGAUCUGAAGCCAGGGAACAUCAUGAUUUCGGACGAAGGCGCCCCGAUUGUCAUGGACUUUGGAAGUUGCAUCAAGGCAAGGAUACCGAUCACAAAUCGGUCCCAAGCCCUCGUUCAGCAGGAUAUCGCGGCUGAGCAAAGCACCAUGGCAUAUCGAGCUCCGGAACUGUAUGACGUGAAAAACGACACAACUCUUGAUGAGAAGGUCGAUAUUUGGUCUCUCGGCUGCACUCUUUUUGCGAUGGCAUAUUCGCAUUCCCCGUUCGAAAACCCGCAGAUCACUGAGCAGGGUGGUAGCAUUGCGAUGGCAGUCCUCAACGCACAAUACAAGCACCCGGCAAACUCGGUCUACUCCCAGGGAUUCAAGGAUCUUGUUAAUACUAUGCUAAACCCGGAACCAAGACAACGUCCGGACAUCCACAAGGUACUCGAACUGACUGACCGAGUGCUGCAGUCGCUCGCAUGAUCCCAACCGUUCUGGCUCGUUCUACCCUGUACCUUAUAUGGGCUAUUUAUAAUGGACAAUGGGACUGUUCGU
Mycena citricolor is the source of this 1393-nucleotide messenger RNA. The record is from the annotation of a GenBank genome assembly. Lineage: Eukaryota; Fungi; Basidiomycota; Agaricomycetes; Agaricales; Mycenaceae.